Aspergillus vadensis CBS 113365 is the source of this 510-nucleotide messenger RNA. RefSeq lists its product as uncharacterized. The coding region runs from base 126 to 362 and encodes 78 amino acids. The transcript has a single exon. The record is from RefSeq and is a predicted model, not a curated record. NCBI's taxonomy places the organism in Eukaryota, Fungi, Ascomycota, Eurotiomycetes, Eurotiales, Aspergillaceae.
UCACCUUUGGUAUGUGCCUUUCUUUCUUUGGUCUCUCUGUAGCCUUACUGUAUGUUGAGACUCGUAAUUGGAGUAUUUACAGUAUUUCACACAAUUUCCGUCGGUCUGUUUUUCUGUCUUUUUCCAUGCACUCUAUUCCUUGGUACCUCACAAAAGUACUACAUCAAGUCAGGUACCAGCCAUGUGAAGACAUACAUCUAAACAUUCACGAGGAAAUUAAUUCAUACCAUCAAACUCCGAUCCAGACCAUCUGGGGCCUUUUUGAUUGGCAAAUCCGCACCGCCAGAUAUACAUCUCUCACCCCUGGCUAUGCGAUCCGAUUAGCCCGUUCACCCUCGACACCUUAUAUAUUGAACCAAUAGAGAUAGCCAACCUGGACUAUAUUCUCUCGCUCUAGUUUGAAUGCACUUGGAUCUAAGCCAAUAGCCUUUGCAACCACCUUUGACAUGAAACGAAGCCCACAGCAACUGCCGAUUAGCUGAGAAACAUAUCCGAGGUGCAAGUCACAUG